CGUGGUAAUUGUCACAAACAUGGCGUCUGUUGGUAAACAAACUAAACUGAACUUCACAGCAACUCGUCCUCGACCAGUCAUCAAGAAAGAGGCCCCGUCCUUCCAUAGACCAAUUACUACUGAUCAGACAAAAACAGUUGAACAAGUUGAAGCUGAAUUGAACAUCCUACGUCAAUUUGACCUCAAUCUAAAAUACGGCCCAUGUCUGGGUAUGAGUAGGUUGGAGAGAUGGGAAAGGGCCCAGCGGUUUGGACUGAGCCCUCCAGUUGAGGUCAGGAACAUCGUUAUGAGUAACCAUGGCAACACAUUGUACAGUGAAUGUCUGUGGUUUGGUGAAAGAGGUCUUGUGUAAUCAAUAAAAUAUUAAUUACUAUUUUUAAAUCAGUUAUUUUAUUUUCAUUGUUUUAUUUUAUUACUGUAUUGAUUC
Amphimedon queenslandica is the source of this 427-nucleotide messenger RNA. Its product is annotated as DNA polymerase delta subunit 4-like. Gene Ontology annotation, molecular function: DNA-directed DNA polymerase activity. The transcript has 4 exons. Gene Ontology annotation, biological process: DNA-templated DNA replication; DNA synthesis involved in DNA repair. NCBI's taxonomy places the organism in Eukaryota, Metazoa, Porifera, Demospongiae, Haplosclerida, Niphatidae. The record is from RefSeq and is a predicted model, not a curated record. Gene Ontology annotation, cellular component: delta DNA polymerase complex. The coding region runs from base 20 to 352 and encodes 110 amino acids.